AUGUCGCAGCUGCUUCGCGCUCCGAGUAAAUCUGUGGCUCUUUUUCUCCCCGCUGUUUGCUUUUCCUCUUGUAAGAAGUGCGGAAAAUUGGAAAGUCGAGCUGAUCUCGCAAUGUUAUUUAUGACAUUGUUCUAUACUACCACCUUAAGUACAUGUACACGAAGAGUCACUCAGCUACGGCCAGAAAAGGGUCCCCAAGAAACCGCCCUGAAGAUACAGGAAUCUACGACCAUGUUCCUCUACGCACUUGAGAUGGAUAUCGCUAUUACUAUCGAAAAACAAUACGAGUCGUUUGAGAAGCUUGGCCUGCUGUUUUUAUACCAAGGUCAGAAAAGUUCUUCGAAGGACCAGCUUCCAGUACUACCUACCUAUCCGGCCUGCCUUAUCCGAAUGUUUACUUUCUCAGACGGGACGGUCGACCCGCUAGAGAAAGCUCUUAUGAAACAGGCCGACGCCCCAAUUCCACAUAUCAUGAAUGGAUGGCUUGAUGCUUGCCACUCGAUCGCUACCCACCUUAUAGCCUCGCUUCCAGAUGUAAUGCGAAAGGGAUACUUAGUUCACUUUACAACGGUACAGAGGCAUAAGAUAGACCAAUGGCUAGUGUACCACGAUCAUGUUGACGAUCUGUUGCAGGAUGCGCGCAACAUGAACCUGGAAGAAAUCGAGGCGCUCGAGACGUCUGCUUGCACGAUCGGCUGGAUUGUCCAAUCUGAACUCCGAAUACGAAGCACAAAGAGGGGGAUGGACAAGCGGGUGUCACUUCCCAUCGAGCCUAUGAACAAGUAUGCCUGCACAACUUUCGGCGCCGUUAUCGACAUGAAUUUCCGAGGCCAACUUUGUGUUUACAAGGUCGGCUUGCGUUGCGCUGCGUUGAUCGAUCUGGUUGUCCGCGAAGCCUGCUCAAUUGCCCAAUCGGUGGAGAGAUCUACUGCCACCUAG
Molecule: messenger RNA, 939 nt
Organism: Sphaerulina musiva SO2202
Lineage: Eukaryota; Fungi; Ascomycota; Dothideomycetes; Mycosphaerellales; Mycosphaerellaceae
Exons: 6
Coding region: 1-939 (312 amino acids)
Source: RefSeq, a predicted model, not a curated record